Vidua chalybeata is the source of this 1621-nucleotide messenger RNA. It is a transcript of the gene CDPF1, whose product is annotated as cysteine rich DPF motif domain containing 1. Bases 396 to 833 code for a protein of 145 amino acids. Lineage: Eukaryota; Metazoa; Chordata; Aves; Passeriformes; Viduidae. The transcript has 4 exons. The record is from RefSeq and is a predicted model, not a curated record.
ACAGAGUAACCUGAAAACAUGGCUAAAAAUUCAGGAAGUCUUGUGCCUGCCUGAAUUCACCUUGUUCCAUAUUGCUACUUGGCUAGAAGACAGAAAUUUGACAUAGGUCUAUGUCAGGAGGUUUGGAAGCUGCUAACCCCUGACUAAAAGACUUUCAUCUCCACUGUAAACUGUAACCAAUGAAGUAACCUUGGUGUGAAGAGAAGGAACAAGAAAAUUUGCAAAUUUUUGUGACAAUUCCCAGCAAGUGCUCCAGAAAAGAACUUUUUAAGCAUUGGGUGACCGUGAGCUUUGCUCCAUCAGAUGUACUGCCAGAGGAUCUCUCUGCUGCUUUUCUGUGCUUCCUGUUCACACCAGAUGGGAUAACAAACCUCGAGGAGUAUGUCCCAGAGCAAAUGAGCAUGGCUGCAGAAGGUGUGCUGGGCCAUGUACAUGCAGAAGUUUUAGGUAGCUUAAAAAGGGAUGCUCCCAAAGAAGUUCAGACACCAGGAGAGUUCAAAUGUGAGCUGUGUGAAUUAUCAGCCCUGUACACAUAUUAUGGGCAGACAUCACCAAACUCACACUCAAUUGUGCUUUUGGAAGAAGCUUAUGUCAUGAAGGAUUCUUUCACCCCUGACAAGGACAAGUUCCUCAUCAUUAGGUCUCAUUGCAGUUUGUGUAGGAGAGCAGUGUGUGUUGGUACAGACUGUUGUCUGUUCUACUCCAAAAGUUUCUGCCUUCCCUGCUUGAAGGAAAACCUAAAGGCCUUUCCUUUCGAAAUGCAAGAAGACAUGGAUAAAAGGAAGCCCCAGCAGAAAUCCUGUAAAAAAACGGAUACAAAGCAUAAAUCUUGAAGGUCCAAGAGCGACAGUUCUUUGGCUGGGGUUUCUCCUCUCUCUGCUUGGAGACUAUCACGUUGCUCCUUUUAAAGAAGUGACCUUCAUCAGCUCACUACUACCAGAGAGAGCAGCACAUUUCCUUGCCCUUGGCUUGGGUUCAGACAUCCCCGUGCAGCGCCGGCCGCGCCAGGGAGCGGCUCUGAGGUGCUGAGGAGCCAGAAGGGAAGGCAGAUGAGCCUGCUGUCACCAUGUGAAAUGCUUGCAGUAACAAACCAAACAGCACAGAGCAUAGGAACUGUGUCCAGAUUUCCACAUUUGCUAUUUUAGUGCUUUGUGUUGUUCCUGACACUCCCUACAGUGUUAUGAAAUUCCGAAACAGAUUGAUCUGGCUUAAUUCAGCAUAUACCCUAGAAGGUCAGUGUACACCAAUUGUUAAUCUGGCAGUGCUGUCCUGCAAGAUUACAUAAGGCAGGGAAUUUAAAGCUUUAUUUUUAAGUCUAAAAUAAAAGUGCUGUGAGAAAAUGUCAUAAAUAUAAUACCUAAAUUUCUCAGUAUGGUAAUCUUAAUGCUAUCACAGCACUGAGACUUGAGACUUUGAAGGUUGAUGUUUCUGCAAUCAAUAAAAAUAUUUACAAGUCCCUUGCAUUUGCAGUCACUUUUCACUUAACCUUCCAGUCCAUGUCAGCACAGCAACUGGAGAGGACCCUGAAUACAUUUGGCUCAUGCUUUACAAUAAAGAUGACUUCUUUUUCACUUUCAGAGCACUUAAUCUGGAAAUAGAAAAGUUCCAUUAAUACACUCAG